Camelus dromedarius (Arabian camel) is the source of this 6412-nucleotide messenger RNA. It is a transcript of the gene MAVS, whose product is annotated as mitochondrial antiviral signaling protein. The record is from RefSeq and is a predicted model, not a curated record. The coding region runs from base 907 to 2550 and encodes 547 amino acids. The transcript is spliced from 7 exons. Lineage: Eukaryota; Metazoa; Chordata; Mammalia; Artiodactyla; Camelidae.
GCGCUGCGCUGGGAGCUCUGUCCUCUCAGCUCAGGGCGCACGGACGUCCUUCCGGAAGGUGGCCUGCGGUGCAGGAGCCGAAUGGGACUCGGGAGUCCUCCAGGGCGCGUGGGCCUUGUGGCGCGCGGGGGGCCAGGAAGAGUGGGUCCUAAUUAAGGCAUCAAGGGCUCCGCGCGCCGCAUCUUGCACCAGGGACUCGGGGGGUGGGUGGCGCGGGGCGUCUGCUCGUGCUGAAGGGGAGGUUGGGGCGGAAGGAGUCGGGUCCUGGCUGCUGGGCUCUUCCAGCCGCUGGCAGGCCCAGGGUGACCUCCAGGCGAGGCCUAUCCCGGGUGCGCCAACCCCUGGCGGCCAAGGCCGCGCUUGCGGGUCGAGGGCUGCCGCCCUCCCCUGGGUCUUGACUGUUCCCCGUGGUGACACCUGUUCAGAACGGCCUCUUGGCGCUCCCCGGACCUAGAUCUGGCCCAGGAAUUCAGAAAUAGGCCCUGAGGCUAUGAGGCCUCGUCCCUUCCGGGCGGGUGGAGUUUUCUUUCUGGAAAGCGCUCGGAGCCUCAGGAGCAGUGGGGUCGGAAUCGCUCCUUGCCGCGGCGGUCCGGAACACUCCGCCGGGAAUCUUCUGUGAGACGGCAAGAGGGCGCCAGGAAAACACUGGAAAAAACAAAACUGUUUGGAAACUGAGAGACGUCUGAGGAACAGAUAGCGAGCUGAGAACCGCUGCUUUGGAGGGCAGUGUUGGAAUGUCCUCAGACCUGUCGGAAAGAUUUCCAUCUCUCACAAGAGAAGGGACUAAAAUACUGCGUCCUACCAGGAGCACCCUCACUCAGCGCCUCUCUUCCGCCCCGGCCCUCGCCCCAGGAGGGGUUGUAUGAGUCUCACUUGCUGCAGGGGUCGCUGUGCCCUGCAAGGUGUAUGUAUUUUUUCCUCUCUCAUUCCAUCCACACUUCAUGGGCCAGAGCCCUCUGUCACUUCAGAACCUGGACAGUGAUGACGUUUGCCGAGGACAAGACUUAUCAGUAUAUCCGCAACAAUCACAGCAAUUUUUGCCAUAUCCAUGUUCUGGAGAUUCUGCCUUACCUGUCCUGCCUCACAGCAAGUGACCAGGACCGACUGCGGGCCUCCUAUGAGCGCUGGGGGAACCAGGGCACCCUGUGGGAGCUCUUCAGCAGCCUUCGGCGGAGGAGCGGCUGGGUGCAUUCCUUCAUCGAAGCGCUGAGGAGCUGUGAGCAUUCUUGCCUCGCUGACGAAGUGGCUCGCGUCUACCAGAGCAACCUGCCCCGGACUCCAAACCAACCCCCAGCCCCAGUGGAGCCACCGUCAGUUCCUGCUGUGGCCCCCAGCAGCCUCCACAACUGCUACAGAGAGGAUGAGCUGAGUUAUCCUAUUCCUGUCCAGGACACCGAGCCGCCAGAGUCCCCGGGAGAGAGUUCAAAGAAAGUCCCACAGUCAUCCAGCUCUGGGGCUGUCCUGAAGAGGCUGAGUGGCCCCCCGGAACCCUCCUCUGACACAGUGGCUCUCAGCCCCCUCCCCUCCGGUGGGCCUCAGGAGCAGGACACAGAGCCAGGCCGCACCCACACAGCAGGCAUGGUCCCCAGCCUCACACCAUCCCGUGGGCCUGUGUCUCCGACUGUCUCCUUCCAGCCCUUGGCCCGUUCUACCCCCAGGGCAAGCCGCUUGCCUGGACCCCCAGUGUCAGCUCCAUCUGUUGGCACCUCUUCCUCCUCCACUGGCUUGGCCUCUGCAGGGGGUGCUGGUGACCAGGCUGAAGGCACUAUCUGCUCCAGUGGGGCAGGGGUGCCCACCAACUCUAUGAUUGCCUGCACAGCACCCUCCAAGGUACCUACCAGCUUAGCACUUGCCAGCACAGUACCUUCCAAGUUGCCCACCAGCUUGAAGCCCGCUGGUACAGUGCCCACUAAUGUGCUCGCCAGUCAAGUACCAUCCAAAUUGCCCAUCAAUGCAAUGCGUUCUGGCACAGUGCCACCCAAAGUGCCUGCUGGCCUGGUGCCUGACCACAAGAAGCCUACGACCAUGGUGCCCAGCAGAGUGCCUGCCAACACUGGGCCCACUGUCAGGAGCAGCAACAGACCCUCGGAGGAGACUCCUGCGUCUCCAGCACCCACAGGCGCUGUUGCUGGAGGUACCUUGCCCUGGCCAGACAGCAGCUCUGACCGCUGGAGCUCAGAGCCAGAGCUGAGCAAGCCUGGCGGGCUGGUAUCCAGGAUGGAUAGCCAGCCAUUCUCCAUCUGCUCUGCGGAUCUUGCCAUCAGCUGCAGCGAUUCCCUGGGCGCGGGGCCUGACAACGCCCCAGAGGAGAAUGAGUACGUGUCUAUGGACACCAUUAGGAUUCACGAGGGCCCCAGCGCCCCUCUCCUGGGGGACAGCCCUGGGAUGCGCACCCCUCCGUGUGCCCCAGAGUUCCAGGCAGAGGAGGAAUUGGAGGAGUCGCUGACUGUUGGGAGCAUCCUCUGGGCCCCAUGGCUUGGGGUGGCUGUGGCUGGGGCACUCCUGGCCACACUCCUUGCUGUGAUGUACCGGCGGCGUCUGCUCCAGUGAAUCCCCCAAGUCCCCUUCACCAGGCAUCUAGUCCUUCCCCCGCAGCACAUCCGCUGGAGCCACAGAGCAGAGCUGUCUCACCGUCCUUGACCCCUUUGCGGGGCUGACAGAGGCUGGGUCACAGGGGAGGCAGGGGCCAGGCCUGGUCUUGGGAGGCAGCAUUUUCAUCCCAGCUUGUGCCCUCUUGGCUCCCUUUUCAUCCUUGGCUUUCUGGGCCCUGGGCUGCCCCAGGCAUUCCAGACCUCACCCUGGCCAUCUGGGUCACCCUUAUCCUCUGGAGGAGAUACCCCCGUCCAGGCCUUAUCCUUCUUUACCCAAGUGCAAAGAUCAGGAGACCACAAGGGCUCAGCAACAUCCCCUGCCCUAGUCCCUGGCAGCUGACAGCAGAUGGGUUGGGUAGGGAACCCCAUAGGACAUCGCUCUGGCCCCCAGUGGCUAAGCCUGAGGCUAUUGUCCCAGGAGCAGCAAAGUGGCCCAUCUCCAAGGACCUGACAGCUUCUAGUCCCCUGUCUCUCUGGUUCUCCUCCCCUGCCACAUAAGGAUGGGGAGGAGGUCUGGAGAUUCCCAAGGACUCCUGGGAAGCCUGACGAGCUGCUAGGCCUGAGGACCACCUAAAGAGCCCCUUUCCAGUCUCAUCCUGGUCUCUAAUCUCCUCAGCUCCCUACAGGGCUUGGUGUGGGAGCACCUGCAAGGCAGAGCUCAGGUCAAGGUUUGGAUUUCAGCUCCAUCCCUUCUGGGCUGUGUGGCCUUGGCCACAGACUUCUCCGGUCUUGCUUAGCCACAUGGACAUUGUGUAUCAUGGCUCAUCGUUCUGGGUUCUCCUGAGAUUGAGGGAUACAGGCCUUUGUCAAGUGCCUAGCCCAGAGUGGGUGACCACUAAAUGCUUCUACUGCUCCCUGGCCAGCCUAGUAGAGAUGAGGGCAUGAGAGGCAGAGUGCCCAGUGGGUAAGGGUGCAACUCUGUAGUGUACGGUGGCCUAGGCCUGCGUCUUGCUCUGUCUUUCUCACUAACUAUGCUCUUGGGCAAGGUGUUUACCUCUCUGUGUCUCCAUUUUCUCACCUGUAAAAUGGAGAUGAAUAACAUUUUUAAUAUGUAUAUAUCCUAGUGUUGUGAGGAUUAAAUGAAUUUAUCUAUUUAGAAUGGUUGGAUACAUGUUGUUACUAUCCCUAUUCAAAUAUGGAGGAACUGGAGCACUUGGCUACACCUUUAGAGGCAGAUGGCAGACCCUCCUGCCUCCCCACCUUUUCUAUUUGCCUCUUACUUUAUCCCGUGCAUUGGGGAAUUAUUUGGGAGUGGGGAGGGAGGCAUGUCCACUGGGGCAUCUAUACAGGAUGGGGGCUGGGGUGCCCCCAACAGCCAGAUUGGUGGGUAUCCUUGUGGAUUCUCUUCAGGUGGCCAUUGCUGGACAAGGGGCAGACACAGGAGGCUCAGGAGCUACCUUCAUUUCUGGGCUCUUUAAGAGACAAGGACUAGAGCCCUGGGGAGGCAUAUGAGGUAGGGGUCCCUGUGGCCCACGCCCAAGCUCUCAGUCUGAAGGUCCUGCACCCUCCUUUGGCUGCUGCAACCUUUCUUUUCACUGCCCUAGGGGACUUCAGCAACCUAAUGACCUCUACUUCUACCUCUGAACUUCUCUUCAACCCUCUCUCCAAACCCAACAGACUGCACCCUGAAACUAAGUGCUCACUACCCAAGCUGUUUGCACCACUCCCCAUCACCCCUGCGCUUAACCACCCUCUGUGCUCCUCCCUCCCUCCCAGGUACCAAGGUCAGAGAACAAGUCAUACACUGGUACUGGUUUUAAUGUGUUACCCUCCCAAGGUGAUUUUGGAAAAAAGUAUCUCAAGAAAGCAGUGUGUAGACCCAAAGAAUGCUACUUGAGUGGUAGAACUUCAAGCACAGUGACCAGCCAUAUGGGGAUAUACCUUUGGGUAAUAUGUGUAGGAAACAUCCAGGGACCUACCUGGUGCUUUUCAAAUUAUGCUGCCCUGAAGCUCUGACUUGGCCUGCAUUGAACAGCAUCCCUAUUUUGGCUGUUUUCAAUCUGAAGGCCUCUAAAAUGCCAACUUCAAGCAGAAUUGGGAUUGGCCAGUGUGUGGAGGCCUGUGGCCAGGAGAGGGCUUGGGUUGAUGACGUGUGUCAGAUCUCAGGAGUCCUGGGUUUGGAGUGUGGUUUCAGCUGCAGGAAGGUGCAUGUAGGAGGGAAACCCAGGCAGGUUCCCCUCAUGGAUGAUGGAGAGAGGGAGGAAGGACCAAGGAGGACAGGGGGGACCUCUUCCCCCUGUGGUGGGCACAGCUACCUACACCUGGAGACUUGGGAAAUCACCCUUCAGCUUGAGGGAAAGGCUAGGGUGGGGCCAGAGGGCCAGGUACUGUCCUAAGCACUUAGGGCAGACUCACCAGUAGCUGAGGUACCUGCAUAUAAAUCCAUCUCCAUCUUUACUCUCUCCUGUUGAAAAAGUUCCCUUAAAGCCCAAGGACCACCAGUGCUUCUCCUUCCCUGGGAAACACCUGCAGACUCUGCUUGACGGACCACGGAAACCAGGCCAAUGCCUUUCCCUCACCGCGUUUCCCUUGUUUGAUGUACUCACAUUCAAUUGAUUUAGGGGAGUUCCUAGUCAAAGAUCAGCAGGAUGCCCUUUACUCUUUCAGGCCUUGGAUUAUUUAUAGCUUCAUUUAAGAAACAUUUUUUAUUAUUAUUAUGGAAAACUUAAGCACGCAUGGAAGUAGAGAAAAUAGAAUAAUAUCCCCCCCCAUAUGCCCAUUACCCAGUUUUAAUUAUGGACUCAUGGACAGUCUUGUUCAUUUCUGCCUGAUUCUCCUUUUUCUGUGCAGAUUUCUUUCAUAAGUCAGAGAGUAAAGGGUUCAGAAAGCCAAGGGACAGACUUGGGUCAGAAGGAUUUUGUGGCAAAGGCUCUCUCUCUCUCUCUCUUUUUUUUCAAGGCAGCAUUAGGUAACAAUUAGGCAUUCCUCUCUUGGUUUCUUGGCCUCAGUGGGUGAUAUCCCUCUUGAAUCAAUUCAAAGUAUAAGCAGUGCCGGGUCCCUGUCUUAGGAGGAGAAAACCAGAGGGGUUCCUUCAUUGGCAAGCUCCUUGGAGGUGCCUGGCUACUGCUCCUGUCCCAAAGAGGAGGUGAUUGACAGGUGUGUCCAGUGGCAGUUUGCCCCAUUGCACGAGGGAUUGCUCUAGGAUCUGACGGAGCCCUUCCAGGAGGCAGAAAUUCCCAUUCUUGGCCAGGCUCAAACUCUGCAGUAUGUCUCCUGCUCCUAUAGGAGUUUCCCAGGAAUGGAGUAAUUCAGGCCUUGAGGUCCCUUGCUUUCCAGCAAUGCACUAUCGUGAAGCUGAUGACCAAGGAACACCUCCACCCCGACCUGCAGGGAAAGUAGUGUCCAGGGUCCCUGGGCUCAUUGGUGCUGGAAGUGAUAACUCUUCAUGAAUGAAAAUCACAUGCUAUCCCCUGCCACCCCAUGCUCACCUUUCUGCUUUUUGUCCUGUAGGCAGGGGCCAUGAAGUUCACACUUGGUGCAGAUCAUGGUCACCCAGAAUUCCUCACUCCUGUUGUUAAUAACAGCAACGGUGGAAAGGGCUACCACUUACCUCAUACCAUGCUGUGUGCCAGGUGCUGGGCUAGGUGCCUUACGUAUACUAACUCAUUUAAUCCUCACAAAGACCUUAUGAAAGGGGUACAAUUAUGACCCAAUUUACAGCUGGUCUGCAAGACUGGGAGGGAGGAAGGGCCAGAGGGGACAAUGCAGGGAAAACUCUGACCCCUGAGCCCCAGAGCUGGGUGUUCUGCAUGCCCAUGAUCCAUAGCUGAUUGGAUGUCUGGACCUUGGGACCCCAAUUAAAGUGAGAUUUCACACCAUCA